AUGGCAGGCAGCCAGAGCAACUCUGGCGAUACAGACGCUGAUGUUCAAGAGCAACUACUCAACUAUCCAUCCGAACGCAAUACAAGCAAGCGCGCAGAAACUAUAUCCCCAGGAGCGAAGUUUACUGCUGAACACCUUAUGCGACACUGUCCAUACACAGUCACGUUUGACUAUAUCAACCCAUCUCUCUGGGGUGUACCCGCACCAGAGGAUGCAGACGAGACGCACGCAACAACCUGGGUCGCGAAGGCUAUCCACGACUACCAUGUAGGAAUGGAAUGGGAUGAGAGACUAUACUUCGACUACCAAUGGGACUUUGAAGGAUGGACACGAGAGCUAUUCCAGAAGGUUGAGCGCACUACGCUAAGAUCUCUGAAGACUGUGCUCCGGUAUAGGGGAGUCUAUACAGGCAAAUUUCGGGCUAGAGUAGCUGAUUCCCUCUUCAACUUACUAGGAGGAGAAAACGCUCCCGAAUGGGACCCUGCAGAGUUCAAGGCCGAGAAGUUUGACGAACGUUCUGAGGCGUACCAGCCCACUGCAACAGACGCAGCCACUGGAACCGCUACAGCCGCAGCCACAACGUCCGUCACAGGGCGAGCAGUAUAG
Messenger RNA from Pyrenophora tritici-repentis Pt-1C-BFP, 606 nucleotides. The record is from RefSeq and is a predicted model, not a curated record. Lineage: Eukaryota; Fungi; Ascomycota; Dothideomycetes; Pleosporales; Pleosporaceae.